Messenger RNA from Styela clava, 484 nucleotides. RefSeq lists its product as uncharacterized. NCBI's taxonomy places the organism in Eukaryota, Metazoa, Chordata, Ascidiacea, Stolidobranchia, Styelidae. The record is from RefSeq and is a predicted model, not a curated record.
UAUUUUUUACUAUUGAUUAAUUUUGUUGAAGUCUUUGGAAUUGAGUACAAAAGAAAUUACACAAUGAAAAUAAUAAGCAUCGUCUUUGUCGUUGUUAUUAUCGGGGCCAUGUCUAUCGACGUUCUUGGAUAUUCGCGAAAUGGAUCUAGAAGACUGGGGAGAUUGCGAUACCCGCAUGCCCGUGCGAUGACUAAAGGCAGCAGAAACAUGGUAUCAGGAUAUCCCAAAAUCUGCAAACGAUUUUGUGAGAAAAAAGGCGACAACUUUGUUGUUAGCUGUUGGAGAAGUUCCAAGUCACUUCAAAAACAUAAAAGAUUCGAGGAACGCUGCUGGGCUUGCAGAAAUAUGUGCUUUGAACGAGCUUACGACUUGAGCGGCUGAAGUGGCCAACAAACAUCUGAAUUAAUCGCUCGCUCGCAAUCGAACCGCUCUGAAUUAAUACUCAAUGACUUUGUAUAUAUAUUAACAAUGAUUAUGAUUUCAA